AUGCCUGAGAAUGUGCUCUCCUUGCUUGUGGAGUUGAUUAGUGGCCGGUCAGAAGCCAAUGGUGACUUCAGGGUGGAAAUAAUACCCAAUAUUAAAGUUGCUGUCAUGACUUUUCACAAAAAUACUGUGGUGGACACCUACUUGGCCAAAAAGCUUGUCUUCAAUGAAAGGCCCAUUACUGUGUUUCCAUAUUAUGUGACUUUGGGCGUAGCCUUAUAUGGAAAGGAGAAGCCCCUGAGAAAGUUGCUAGCACCAUUUUGGUCAAGAGACCAAGCCAGCUGGAAAAAUGAUCUUUCCAACAGACAUGUGAUAGCCUCAACCCAAACCAAAGAAGGUCUAAAGCUUGUGAUGAUAAGUGGAGAUGUUAUUUAUUUCCAGGCCGAUGUCAUCGUCAACACUGUUCCCAUGAAUCUUCAGCUUGGAGGAGGACCACUAUCUCAGUCUCUUUUGCAGAAAGCUGGUCCAAAGCUCCAGGAAGAGUUAUAUGCCACCAGGCAGGGAACAGAGGAGAAAGUGGGUAGCAUAUUCAUGACAAGUGGCUGCAAUCUGAACUGCAAAGCUGUGCUCCAUGUCGUGGCACCAGGCUGGGAUAAUGGAGCAGGGUCUUCUCAGCAGAUCAUGGCAAAUAUAAUCAAGAAAUGUUUGACAACUAUGGAAGAGUUAUCUUUUUCAUCAAUCACAUUUCCCAUGAUUGGAACAGGAAAUUUGAGUUUUCCCAAAGCUACUUUUGCUGAACUAAUCCUUUCAGAAGUGUUCAAAUUUAGUAGCAGUGCAUGGCUGAAAACCUUACAAGAAGUUCACUUUCUGAUACAUCCAGGUGAUAACGAAAUCCAUCAGGCAUUUUUAGAUGAAUUCACUAAAUGGUCAAGAGGAAAUCCUGACAAGGACAGGAUUCUCAUGGCUGGAGAUGGCCAAGGAAUCUUCAAGACUGUCUCCAACCCUGGGUUCACAGCAUAUGAAAUGAAAAUUGGUGCAGUUACUUUCCAGAUUGCUACUGGAGAUAUUACCAAAGAAAAGGCAGAUGUGAUUGUAAACUCAACAACAAGGACAUUUAAUCUGAAAUCAGGGGUGUCAAAAGCAGUUUUGGAAGGUGCCGGACCAGCUGUGGAAAGUGAAUGUGCUGUACGAGCUGUACAGCCUCACAGAGAUUUUAUAAUUACACAAGGUGGAUACUUAAUGUGCAAGAUAAUAAUUCAUGUUCUUGGGGAAAAUGAUGUCAGAAAAACGGUUUCCACUGUUCUGGAAGAGUGUGAGCAGAGGAAGUACACUUCUGUUUCCUUUCCAGCCAUCGGAACAGGCAACGCCAGAAAAAACCCAGUCAUAGUUGCUGAUGACAUGAUCAGUGCUAUUGUAGACUUCGCCUGGAAACAUUCCACCCCAUCAUUAAAAAAAGUUAAAGUUGUCAUCUUUCUGUCUGAACUGCUAAAUGUAUUCUAUGACAACAUGAAAAAGAGAGAAAAUUCUGCAUCACCCGUCUUUCAGUCCACAUUCUUCGAGAAUGCAUAUAAUAUUCCUGAACACUGGACUGACAUGAAUCAGCAGCUGUCCUGUGUGAUCGAACUACAACCCGGACAGUCAGAAUACGACACCGUAAAGGACAAGUUCUCUGAGACUUGUCUUUCCUACAAAAUAGAGAAGAUAGAGAGGAUACAGAAUAUAUGGCUCUGGAAGAGCUACCAGAUAAAGAAAAAGCAUAUGGACAUCAAGAAUGGCCAUACAGAUAAUGAGAGAGUCCUAUAUCAUGGGACAGCUGCAGACUCAGUGCCAUAUGUCAAUCAGCAUGGCUUCAAUCGCAGUUAUGCUGGGAAGAAUGCUGCAGCCUAUGGAAAGGGAACUUAUUUUGCUAUUGAUGCCAGUUAUUCUGCUAAUGAUAAGUACUCCAGACCAGACAGCAAUGGGAGAAAGCAUAUUUAUGUUGUGCGAGUACUUACAGGAGUCUACACACUUGGAUAUGCAGGAUUAGUUACCCCUCCAUCAAAGAACCCUCACAAUCCCACAGAUCUGUUUGACUCUGUCACAGACAAUGUACAACAUCCAAGCCUAUUUGUGGUGUUCUCUGAUAAUCAGGCUUACCCAGAAUAUCUCAUAACUUUCAGGUGUUGA
Molecule: messenger RNA, 2103 nt
Organism: Puma concolor (puma)
Lineage: Eukaryota; Metazoa; Chordata; Mammalia; Carnivora; Felidae
Source: RefSeq, a predicted model, not a curated record